CAAAUGUUCACAGCUGAUACACUCGACACCAAGUGCUGUCAACACAGGGCAGGGGAGUGAUACAAAGCUUGUUUGACAGCCACAUACAUGUUUAAUGCCUUCAAUCUUGUUUUUUUUUUGUUGCUGAUUUAUCGGAAAGUCAUGUUAUGACAAGAAGUCAGAAGGACCGGUUUGUCUAAAGCAACUGUUACUGGUUCAAGCUACAGGACAGAUCAUGUAAUGGUGUAAUCUGGUGUAAGUGGAACUACAUCUUGAGCUAGUUAGCCGCGUACCUGCAAAUUCAGCGCUACCAGCUAAUAGCUAGCUAACCUUAGCUAGUUAGCCAGCUAAUUAAAACAAUGGCUUGAUUACAGCAUUUAGCUAGCUAACAACAGAGACGCGAGCUGCUAGUUUUAGCUUGGAAUAGUUGCUCAUUGCAAACGUGAAUUUCCGACAUGUGGUGCACGUAGCACGUAUUUGAACAUUUCUACGACUUGCAUAAAUUGACGCUUCACCUCUCCGGCGAGCGAACCCCGAGUCGGCCACAAAUGGAACCAGGGAGCUCGCUUGAAAGUCCAUUCGGUUCUGGGGGUCCCGAACCGUCGGACAUACGCGAAGAGACCCCCGGCGAAGAGGCUGAGGAUGGGGACAACAGCAUCCUGAGAGAAGGGGGAGGAGGGAACGAAAACACUCUGGACAACAUGAAAACACAAUGUGAGGAUGAUGAUGGUGUCACUGGGAAAAAGAUUGAGGCUGCUAAUGAAGAAGGCAAAUAUGAAGAGGAAUUGGACCCUAGAAUUCAGGAGGAGCUAGAACACCUGAAUCAGGCCAGUGAUGAAAUCAACAAGCUGGAACUGAAACUGGAUGAUGCUAGGUCCAGCUACAGGAGGAUCCUCACUGACUCAGCCAGGAAGCUCAAUGCUCAGGGCUCCCAGCUAGGGACCUGCAUCGAGAAGGCCAGGCCCUACUACGAAGCCCGCAGACUAGCCAAAGAGGCCCAGCAUGAGACACAGAAGGCAGCGUUGAGGUACGAGAGAGCCGUCUCCAUGCAUACGGCUGCCAGAGAGAUGGUGUACGUGGCAGAGCAGGGGCUCCUGGCAGACAGGAACACUCUGGACCCCACCUGGCAGGAGAUGCUCAACCACGCCACCUCCAAGGUUAACGAGGCAGAGGAGGAGCGGCUGAGGAGCGAGAGGGAGCACCAACGGGUCACUCAGCUGUGCCAGGAAGCAGAACAACGUGUCCAGACCCUUCAGAAAUCCCUCAAGAGGUUCAUCAUCAAGUCCAAACCUUACUUUGAGCUCAAGGCUCAGUUUAACCACCUACUGGAGGAGCACAAGGCAAAGGUGGUGCAGCUGGAAGAGCGCGUUGCAAGGGUAAAAAUGCGCUACUCCGUCGCCCUGCGCAACCUGGAGCAAAUCAGCGAGCAGAUCCAUGCCCAGAGGGGGUGUGUCCGAGCCACCAGGGCCCGCCCCGUAGCCUGCGGUGGGCGGAGCUCCCCAGUGGGGGCGGAGGCUGAGGUCGGAGUUCAGGUUGGAGGAGCCUGUGGCGGAGGAGGAGGGUUGGAGGAGAAGGACUGGGCUGAUGGAGAGAAGACCAGGCAGUGGGUGGAGAGACACAGAGAGCAGGGCUGGGGACACAGCGAGAGGGGAGAGGCAGGGUCAGACUCCAUGUCUGUCAUCAGCCUCCAGACCAUCGCCUCGGACCUGGAGAAGUGUGACUCGGUGGGGCACCUGGGGGACCUGAGUGACGUGAGCAGCCUGAUGGGAGAGGACUGGGAGAGGGACCGGUCCCUUAUGGCUGAGAACAGAGACGGGAACCCAAGGGCAGAGGAGAGAGUUGUGAGAGAGGUGGACAUCCCUGCUCCAAGGCAGGAUAGAUUGGAGGUGGUGAGGGGGGCGAGAGGGAGAGAGAGACAGGAGAGCUUUGUCAAGCAGCACCACAGAAGUGUGAGUUUGUGAGACCAGAAUAGAAGGCACUGUGUCAUGAAUAAUCAGAUAAAGGAAUGAAAUCAAGAGAGUGCAAAGAAUGCAGACGGCAAUUGUGGAAGUUCUGUUUGAGGUAUUGAAAUGAGUCCCAAAUAGAACCCUAUUCCCUACAUAGGUGCACUACUUUUGACCAAGGCCUAUAGGGAAUAGGUUGCCAUUUGGCACACAAGCCUGCAUCAUUGUGACACUGCAGAGGGGAGUAGCAGGCAGGGGAGAGGGGCUGGUACAUCAUGCACACAGAGAGAGAAGAGGAAGUGUUAGGCGAUUCACUAGGUCCUUGUGGGACUUGUAGUUCCUACACUUCUAAUCUGUCUUAUUGUUCAACACAGUAAGAUAUCUUGAGGUAAAGCUAGUCUUAACGCAGUACUGUGUGUAAAUACAGAGACGUAGAACAUAGAACAUACCCUUAACUCUACUGACUGUUUCACAUGCAGCUGAACGUUUUAAGCAGCAAAGCUUAUUCUAUCAAUGCUAUUUCUAUAUUGACAUUAGUCCCUUAAUGAACGCCUUUUGUGCUUCUUCCAAAUUGAUUGAAUUACCACAGAAUUUGGUUUCGGCUCGUCCUUGGCAUGAACAAAAGGUGUUGAUACAAGCAAUACUGUUCUCUCUCCCUCUUGAGUAGAAAUAGAUUUUAAAAAACCAUUUUAUUUUGUUAUUAGAGCUGUUUUUGUGUGUUUACCCCAGUAGAAUGUUUGAAUGUUCCCAAGCACCUAGAGGGCCAACGACUCCCUCAGACACCAGACUGUAGAGAAUGUCUGUGUCACUCACAUUAACCUAACACUUCCACAGUGUUUUUCUCUCUCUGACCUUUCACAAUCCCUGCUUUCUGUCGGGAACAAAUACUGUGUCUGCUAUUCUGAUCUUACACAAAAUCACGUGUCCAAAAUGGCACCCUAUUCCAUUUGUAGUGCACUACUUUUGACAAGGGCACGUUUGGGUUCUGGUCAAAAGUAGUGCACUAUAUAGGGACUAGGGUGACAUUUAGGACUCAUACAAGAUGUUACACUGCUUGGUGGGAAAUGGUUCUAGUUGACUCCUUUUUAGUAUUGCGUAAAAACAUAAAGAACAGUUUAUUUUUUUGAGGAACAUCAAAAAUAAGAUUUUAAUUUUACUCAAAUGUAUUUUAAGUGCCUUUGGCCCUCCCUAUUUAUUAUUAUUAUUAUUAUUAUUAUUAUUAUAUAUUUUUUUUUACAUAUUCUGAGAGUUUAAUGCCCCUUAAUGUCUUUGAUGACAUUUUUUGUAGUUAAGGAAUCCCAAUUCUAACCGUUGAUUUAAUUUCUUAACUGUCUUCCUUUUAAUAGUGAGACAAUUUUAGUGAAGUUUUCAUUGUUUUAGAUUUAAAUACUUUAGCAGUGUUUUACCAUAGUUAACAAUGUUGAAAAAUGUACUUGCAUUUCACCUGCUCUUAACAACACCACUAAAUUGUAUUGUAGUGUAACACCUGGUUGUAGUACAUUAUUUUUGUAUCGGUUUUCACUUCCUGGGGUUAUUUUUGACCAGUUUCUUCUCUUGUUCAUUUUGUACCUGUUGACAGGUACCUUACCUUGAUUUUAUUGAUCGCACCAGACACUGACACUAAAUCACUACACUAGAGAGAGACAGGGAAGGAGGGAGCGGGGGAGGUAGAGAGGGAGGGAGGAAGGGAGGUAGGGAGAGAGAGGGAGGUAGAGGAAGGGAAGGAAGAUAUGGUAUUUACUGUUAAUGUACAUACUUUAAUGUUUUGUUCAUGCAAACCAGUGCCAUCGAUUUGAAUAUUUUGACUGUUUUAAAGUGGAUUUGCACAUGAAUACUUGUGGAGUUUUGUUUUUCCCUUUUUACACUCCUUAUCCCUUCGCCCAGCCAUCCAUCGUUCAUCCUUGUUACCUGGCUGUUCCCUCCUCUUAACCUGGUCAGCAUCACCCUUGUUACCUGGCUGUUCCCUCCUCUUAACCUGGUCAGCAUCAUCCUUGUUACCUGGCUGUUCCCUCCUCUUAACCUGGUCAGCAUCACCCUUGUUACCUGGCUGUUCCCUCCUCUUAACCUGGUCUUCAUCAUCCUUGUUACCUGGCUGUUCCCUCCUCUUAACCUGGUCAGCAUCAUCCUUGUUACCUGGCUGUUCCCUCCUCUUAACCUGGUCAGCAUCACCCUUGUUACCUGGCUGUUCCCUCCUCUUAACCUGGUCAGCAUCAUCCUUGUUACCUGGCUGUUCCCUCCUCUUAACCUGGUCAGCAUCACCCUUGUUACCUGGCUGUUCCCUCCUCUUAACCUGGUCAGCAUCAUCCUUGUUACCUGGCUGUUCCCUCCUCUUAACCUGGUCAGCAUCACCCUUGUUACCUGGCUGUUCCCUCCUCUUAACCUGGUCAGCAUCACCCUUGUUACCUGGCUGUUCCCUCCUCUUAACCUGGUCAGCAUCAUCCUUGUUACCUAGCUGUUCCCUCCUCUUAACCUGGUCAGCAUCACCCUUGUUACCUGGCUGUUCCCUCCUCUUAACCUGGUCAGCAUCACCCUUGUUACCUGGCUGUUCCCUCCUCUUAACCUGGUCAAUAUCACCCUUGUUACCUGGCUGUUCCCUCCUCUUAACCUGGUCAGCAUCACCCUUGUUACCUGGCUGUUCCCUCCUCUUAACCUGGUCAGCAUCACCCUUGUUACCUGGCUGUUCCCUCCUCUUAACCUGGUCAGCAUCAUCCUUGUUACCUGGCUGUUCCCUCCUCUUAACCUGGUCAGCAUCACCCUUGUUACCUGGCUGUUCCCUCCUCUUAACCUGGUCAGCAUCAUCCUUGUUACCUGGCUGUUCCCUCCUCUUAACCUGGUCAAUAUCACCCUUGUUACCUGGCUGUUCCCUCCUCUUAACCUGGUCAGCAUCACCCUUGUUACCUGGCUGUUCCCUCCUCUUAACCUGGUCAGCAUCAUCCUUGUUACCUGGCUGUUCCCUCCUCUUAACCUGGUCAAUAUCACCCUUGUUACCUGGCUGUUCCCUCCUCUUAACCUGGUCAGCAUCAUCCUUGUUACCUGGCUGUUCCCUCCUCUUACCCUGGUCAAUAUCACAUUUGCUUCUUCCCACAAUAUCCCCACUACCCCACUCCAUCUGCUGAUAAAUGCUGACUCGAGAUCAGUGGUCAGUUUGUGGGUCACUCCCAAAUGGCACCCUAUUCCCUAUAUAGUGCACUAGGAUCCUGGUCUAAAGUAGUGCACUAUGUAGGGAAUAGGGUGUGUGAAGCAUUAAUGGAAGGUCUUCUCAUUUGCCUGCUCUACUUGACACCGUGUUUUAUUUGUUCAUGUAAAUAAGAUGCAUCCCAAAUACAGCAGUGGUAUAUUCCCUACGUAGUGCACGACUUAUGUGCCCUCGUCAAAAGAAGUGCACUAAAUAUAGGGGAAUAUGGUGCCAUUUUAAAGUGUAGUGGAUGUAUAAUAAUACUGAUGAUAUGAAUGUUAACUUAGUAAUCAUGUACAUGUUAAUUUAUGGAAAGAUGCUGUUGCAACUAUUAAACUUUGAUUUAACACAA
This is a messenger RNA of Salmo salar (Atlantic salmon), 5449 nucleotides long. Its product is annotated as SH3 domain-binding protein 5-like. Gene Ontology annotation, cellular component: cytoplasm. Gene Ontology annotation, biological process: intracellular signal transduction. Gene Ontology annotation, molecular function: protein kinase inhibitor activity. Lineage: Eukaryota; Metazoa; Chordata; Actinopteri; Salmoniformes; Salmonidae. The record is from RefSeq and is a predicted model, not a curated record.